UUAAUAUUAUCUCAUGAAUAUUGAAUGAGAUUCCCAGAACGAGGCUUAGAUGGGUCAGUUGUAAACAUUACACUGAUUACUGAUAAGCAGAAUGGCAGCUUCAUAUAGUGAUCGUGAUACUAGUUUAAUUCCUGAUAUAACAUUUUCUUUUGUUGAAGAUUAUAUAAGAACCAACAAGUUUUCUUCAGGUCAGAAGUCAAUUAACAAAGGAUACAAAUAUUAUAGUGAAAGUUACAUACACUGUUUAAAAGUGGCACCAACACAGACUGGCUGCAAGAUUACAGGGAGAUGCCACAAAUCACAACGAAAGUCAGAGGAACCCUACAGAAUUCAAGUAGAGUUUUUGGUUGGGAGCUGUGGCCCUACAGUUCAUGGCGCUAAAUGUGACUGUGCAAUAGGUGUGAAUGCAUGCUGCGGGCAUAUCACAGGACUGCUGUACCAGAUUGCCAACAUAAAAAUGCUCGGCAUUAAAGCUUUACCAGAGGAUAUCGCAAAGACGUCUAUGCCACAAACAUUUCACAUUCCUCGAGGACAGAAAAUUGCAGGUAAAGCAGUGCAAGAUAUUGAAGUGAGAGGGUAUUCAAAGAUCAAAGAACCAGGUUCAAGCAACGAAGAGGUAAAAACUAUCAGGUCUACUCUGUAUAAUGCUAUUCGCGGGGAACCUACAAACUGGGCUGAGAAAAGUGCAACUCUAGCAGCAGCAGAUCCUCAUUUGCUGGUUUUACCUGCCCUCAACCAGGCACCCAAAACUGUCUUGUCAUCCAAAUUUGGACAAGUGCUUCAUGGGUCAGUGCUUAGCUACCAGCAAAAAUGCGAUAAUGACUUCAUUAUAAAUGUAGUAGAUGGUGUGUGUUUCCCUAAAUUUCCUGUUGGUAAUUUUAUGCAAAAUAAUGAUGUUGCCAAUCUAAGUCAAGAACAAGAUAUUAAAUUAAAAGGACUACAGUUGAGCUAUGGAGACAUAAAUAAAUUCGAGGAAAAGACACGGUUACAAAGCCAAAGUCCUCUUUGGUUUAGAAUUCGAGAACACCGAAUAACAGCUUCCAAUAUUGGUCGAGUAUAUAAGAGGCGAAAAGAUGAUGAAAAGCUAGCAAAGCAAUUAAAAUCAACAAGGCGAGUAGUAACAGCAGCAAUGAAACGUGGUAUAGCUUGUGAACCACAGGCAGCCAAAAGGUAUGCUGAAGUGUGUGAAAACCGUGUAAACCUUUACCCUUGCGGUGUUGUAGUGAGUUUUUGGGCACCCUGGUUAGCUGCAAGUCCAGACAGGAAGGUCUAUGACCCGACAAGAAAUCCACCAUUUGGGCUGUUGGAAAUCAAAUGCCCUCAAGUUACAAGUGUUUUAGAGGCCGCAUGUUUAAAAAAAGAUGUAACAGGACAAUUAGCUUUAAACAGAAAUCAUGAUUACUACUAUCAAGUGUUGGCACAGUUAGCUUGUACGGGUCUAGAAUGGUGUGACUUUUUUGUUUGGACAGAAAAUGAUCAUCAUAUGGAAGCAGUUUACUUUAACCAGGAUGUCUGGAAUACAGUGAAAAACAAAGUAGACAAAUUCUAUUUCAACCAUUUUAUUUGACAAGUCAGUUCGAUUUCCAGGCAUUAACAAUUGGGCCUUUAAAAUUAGAAAGGAGACAAGCUACAGUCCAAAGCUGGUUUGCCGAUCCCAGUAGUGACAAUGGAACAGGAACAUCAAACAGAUGAUACUCUUUAAUUCUCCUAUU
This is a messenger RNA of Mercenaria mercenaria, 1712 nucleotides long. RefSeq lists its product as uncharacterized. The transcript is spliced from 3 exons. NCBI's taxonomy places the organism in Eukaryota, Metazoa, Mollusca, Bivalvia, Venerida, Veneridae. Bases 92 to 1567 code for a protein of 491 amino acids. The record is from RefSeq and is a predicted model, not a curated record.